AAUGAAGUUACCAUGGACAUUCUGUUUGACACACCGUGUAGUUUCAAAAGGAAAUCACGAUAGUGAACAAGAAGAGGAUAACGACGAUGAUAAAGGAGGAAGUUCCAAAACAAAGUGGAAGAAAAUGUGGUCCAGACUAAAGUUGAGGAAAACAAAAAGAAGAGGUGAUAAAAGAACUGAAAGAAACAUUUCCGUAGCGAGUAACAUUCCAGUUUCACAAAGAUCGACUUCAUCUAGUUCAACAGGAUCAACACCAAGCACAUUAGUUCCUGAAGACAAAACCAUAUCUUCUGACCACGCCGUUGUAUCAAGACAAUCAUCCUAUUCGAAUUGCAGUUCUAUCCCUGACGAAGGCAAAAGCCAUCUGUGUUGGGAAACGGAAACGGAAGAGAUGAAUGAUGAACCGGAACGUAUGUCAAAAAGCAAGAAAAGAAGACAGAGAAGAAGAAAUGUUCUUAACAGAAGCACUUCACAUGAAAAUCGGAGUUGUGCUGUUGUGAAAGACCUGACCCAAGAAACCAUUGCGGAAAAUCCAGAGGAGUCCACCAAUGAACAAGAAAUAGUAUUAUCGCCUCAAGAAGAACCUCAUAAGAACAUCGAAAGCCUUAAACUAAAAAGAAUUGAACAUAAAUAUAAAGUGGAAUCUCCAAAAGAACUUAAAAUAGAUGAAAAGGUCAAGUCUAAAGACAAGAAACUGAUGGUAAAAAGUAAAAGUUUGGAUGAUGACGACUACCUAAAAAUUCAAGAAUUAUCGGAAGUUAGUGAGAGUGAAGAUUCCAAACCACACCCAUUAAAUGUCGUUAUAUCAGAAGCGUCGUCGGACGAAAAUUUAUUGGACGAUUCCGAUUCCGAUACUCGUAAAAGUAAUCGAACUACACUUAGUUCAAUUUCGUUAAUACUAAAUGACGACAAUCAUAUAGAAUCUAAAUCAAACAUUAGUCCUGAAGAGGAACAAAAACUGAGAACAUUUUUAGGCGAACUGAACUUAAUUGAUACACCCGAAGACUCGGCGAAAGAUUUACUAGAUCGAACUAGUCCAUCUACGGAUUCUUCAAAACACAAAAAAAUCCAAACGCGUAAAGAAUUAGAACAAUAUUUUAUGCCCAUAGCACAGAAUCCGCGGUUUUUAGAUGCAAUAUCGGAAGAAACUAGCGACAUAAGCGACAAAGAAUGUCAAACUAAUGCGCAGGUAGAUAAGAAUCCUAAACAAGGUACUCCAGAACAAGACGAGAGACAAAAACCCCCUCCUAUACCCCCAAGAAGAAAUAGAAGUAAACUACUAAAAAGAAACAUAAAUCAAUCUGAAUUGUCAAGUGCAAUUUUAGUAGAAACUAAAAUUUUAGAACCUCUCAAACCACAAGAAACUGAUGAUGAAGAUACAUUGAUCUGUAAUACAACAACUUUACCAGAAAGUUUUGAAAACGCCGAGAGAGUUUAUAUAAGUGAGUCAAGUGAUUCCUCAUUAUCUGGUAAUGAACAGAUCGAAGAAAAUGGUACACUAAGUGUUGAAAAAGUAGAUAAACCUGAUCGUAUAGAAAAUAAUGACACUCAUACAAAUGAGUGCUCUGAAGAAGAAACAGAAACAAAAACAGAAAGUAAAACAGUUACAAAUCAAAAUACCGAAUUAAAAAACGAUGAAGUAAAUAAAUAUUCUAGUGACAUUUUGGAAAUAGAUGCCAAUGAAUCUAAUACAACCAAUUAUUCUAGCCAACUUACCUGUACAACAAAAAUAUCUAGAAAUCAAGAAAUCAAUAACACCAUUUAUGACAAAAGUCCUGUCAAUUCGGCCCCUUCUUUAAAAGUGGUGCCACCUCUAUCUCAGGAAAGUAAUAACAAUAAUAAUGCUAAAGAAGUCAAAUCAAAUAAUGGUAGUGUAUUAAAACAAAUAUUAUUCGAUUAUACUAAGCCUUCGAAUGUACUAACGCAAAAAGAGCCUGACUCUCUAUUUAAAGCUCUAAAUAACCAUAGUGUACAAGUAUUUAGAAACGAAAGUCAUUCAGAACAAAAUAGUGAUAUAUCUUUUACUAAAAGCACUUGUGAUUCAGAACCUAGUAAGGUAAUGAACUUAACUACAUUAAAUGAAGACAGGUAUUUAAAACAAGGAGAUUUGGAAAAAGACAAAGUUGUAAUUAACACAAAUAAUCAAAGUGGCAACAUCAAAGUAAAUCAUGAACUUGUAAAACAAAAAUAUGUAGAUCAAUCUACAGAAGUAAAAUUAAGAAGUAAAUUUAAUACCAUAGAAAAUAAAUUGGAUGAAAAUGUACUGAAACAUGUAAUGAUGGGCUCAAAAGACUCCAAUAAGACUGAUAGUGAAAAAUUGUUAGAGUUUGAAAGCAUAUGUAAAAUUAAUUCAGAAUUAAAAAGUAAAAUAAGUAAACAAGAAUCUUUUGGAUCUGUGAAAAAACAGACCAUCGAAGAAAAAUUAAAGAAAGACAUUGAAAAGGCAAAAUUAAAAGAAGAACCAUUGCCUACAACAAAUUUGGUUCAAAAAAGAGUGAAGGAGUUUUCUCAAGAACAUAAUGGUAAUAUUGUAUUUGAUGAUAGUCUUACAGAAAAGGAAACUGAAAUUUAUGAGAAUGGAAAGUUAAAUGAAAAAAAUAAUAAACUUAACGGAACUUCUAAUUUAGUGAAAUCUAGAACAACAAUGUUUUCUGAAGUUGAAAAAGUAGUAAACGAACACAUAUCUGAUAACAGUGUGCUUAAGAAACUGUUAAUACCUAAAGGUAUAAGUAUACAACAAAACGUGAAUGAAAUACAAAUAAAAGAUCUGGUAAACGAAAAAAUAGAUCUAUCUAGUGACAUAUUAAUUCCUGUCCAAAUUGAAAAAUCUCCAACCCAGCUAAAAACAAAUAAAGAGGUUAUUAUACCAGUAGAACUAGAACAAGAAGUUCAAACUGAAACUAAAUUUGAUAAACCAAAGCUAAAAAAUGAAGAUAUAAUACGACCACUAUCGCAAAAUUCGUAUAUAGAAAAAUGUAAUACUAACACAGGAUAUAAUAUUGAUACUAGAUAUAAAAAGUUUAAAGAAACCAGUAAAUCUCUAGAAGAUCUUUCACUAAUUAGCAAAUGCAUUGAAGAAAAUAAUAGACUACCCAUAAAUAGUAAUAAAAAUAAUAAUGUGCUGUCUCCAAGAUCAGAAAAUACAAAAUUUGUUCAAACUAAAGAAACAAUAAUUCCUGUUCAAACUGAACCAACCUUGAAUCAACAAAAAAAUAAAAACGAAAUUAUGAUACCAAUAAAAUUGGAACAGGAGUCUAAAGCUCAAAGUGAUCUUAAUAAUCAGUUACAUAAAGAAAACAAAAUUCCGUCAAUAUUUGAAAAUAAUUAUUGUACUCAGAAAUGUAAUAAUCACGUCGAGAAGGAUCUUGAUAUCGGAUAUAAACAUUUUAAAAAUGUCAGUAAAUCAGUGGAGAACCUUUCAACAAGUAAUAAAUAUUUGGAGGAAAGUAAUAAAUUAACACGAAAAUAUGUCUCAAAUCAAAAUAUAGCAAAUGACACCGAUGCAACUAAAAAAUGCGUAAAGGAAGUUAUUAUACCAAUUAAAAUAGAAGAACCAGUAAAACAAAUAAACACCGACCAAUGUAAUGGUAGUAUUAGAUGCAAAGAAACUAUUAUACCGAUAACAACUGAAACAAACAUAGAUAAAAAUCGACAAGAAGGAAAUAGAAAGAAUAUACAAACUAAAGAAUAUAUAAUACCUAUUAAAACUGAAAAUAAUUUAGAGAAAGAUAAAAACCUGCCAAUAAAAACUGGAAAAGAUUCAACCACAAAAUUGCCAAAGGAAGAAGUUCUCGCCGCUACAAAAACCGAAAUUAAAACUUCGAUUGAAACUAAAUUUAAUAAAGAAAAAACAGAUACAAAAGAAAUUAUAGUUCCUAUUUAUAUAGAAGAACCCACUAAGGCUGAUGCUGUUGUGCCAUCAGAUGAUAAUUAUAAACCUUCUAAAAAUAUUACAAAAAGUCAGAAUGAUGAAAGUAUUCCUGAAAAUAAUGAAACCAUACACGACAAUAUUUUAAGUCCUCCACGUAGGGAUUCGGUAAGCAGCGACAGCUCAGGUGAAAGUUCCAGAUGUACCGCAAAAUACAAUCCUACAUCUUCUAUUGGAGACGUAAGUUCUAUAACAAAAGACGAAGAAAGCGAUGAGGUCAAACGUUAUUACGAACCGUUACCGCUAAGAAGUCUCGUUUUGAAUUUCUUAAUAUCUCAACCCUUUGGAGAAGAGAUUCUUAAAGAAUUGGCGGAGGUAUCAAAAUCUAUUGAAAAUUAUACUAACAAACUACCUUUCAUUUUCAAUCAUUCGGAAAUUUAUGAUAAAGGUAACAAUGUUUCAGUCAUGCCUAGUAGAUGGUAUACUCAGAAGGAUCUUCAUCACAACGAGAAUCAGGAGAAUAACAGAAAAUAUGUAGAGCACCAAGAACAUUUCUAUAUGCGAAGAACCAACGACGAAGGUGAUCGGGAUGAAUAUUCACGCGAAAAUGAAGUUAUGAGUCCAAACAGACUUUUGACCAUAAUAAAAGAAGAAUCUAGCGAAGCCGAAUCUUCUCGUGAGUUCGAGCCUUUCGAAGACGAUUCUCGCAAAAGACUACAAGCUAAAAACUUAAGCGAAUGGCUGACAUUGGCCAGAAAUAAGAGUAAGAGCACUUCGCAUCUCGACUCGAUCAGCAUACCUAUAAAUAGCCUACGCCGAACGUUUAGCGGCCGCGAACAGCUGAAACAUUCAAACGCCCGCCGUAAUUCUUUACCGCAAGAAAUUUACGAACGCCAACUACGACAAAUCAUGGAGAAAGAGAUGGAGAUCCAGCGCGAAUUGGAGAAAUUGGAAGACGAAAAACGUAAAAUUCAGGCUGAACUCGCGCCGAGCAAACAGAAGGAAUUCCAAGUAGACGAUUUCUAUGUAUCGAAAAAAGGAGAUUUUGCUGAAAUUCGGGAAGAGAACGAACCAAAGACCAGGCCGGCUUCCAUGCCGGUGUUUCCAACGGAAUUCUUCAGGCAACAAAUGUACGACGAGUACAUGAACAAGUUCACCGAAAGACAGGAAAGAAAGCAGCAAAAAGUCAUCAAGAUUUCCUCCAGCAAUGAUCUCAAAGAGAACGAUGAACCGCUGGCCAAAGAAAUAAUUCACCCCAUCGAGCUAGAGCAAGAAUUCAUGGAUAAAGUUAAGGCAAAGCAUCUCGGUCGAAGUAGGGAUAACAGUAAGCCCCGUGAAUCUCAUAAAGAACCAAACAAUUCCGUCAAUAAAAGAAACAUUAGUGAUAACCCAACUAGUGACGAAAAUGAUGAACCACCUGUUAUUGUUCUGGAUCGAGAUCAAGUCAAAACUGUGGACGCACUACCCAAACACCUACAAGAAUUCGUCGAUGAAAUAUCCAGUUACCAGGAUGACAGUAUCUGGUCACCGGGCCAAUCCCGUUAUCCCCCUACGCCCCCUCUGAAAGGCAUCCUCAGGACCGACUCGCAAACCUUCCACAACCAAAGGGAUGAACCGGUGUCGCCGGUAUGGACACCAAAAAGUGCCACUUCUAGUCCAACGGCCGACAGGAAAGAAUUCAGGCCCGUCAAUUUUCAAUCUCCGGUGUUGAGUAGGAAAAGCAGAACGCAAUCGGACAAUAUAGCCACGCCAGAUUCAUCAUCAUCCGAACCACCUUGGAGGUUGCCUGAAGGUAGCAGUGACACAGCCAUCAAUUUGUCCUCGACCUUGGAUAGAAGAUUGCCGACCAGUCAAUCGUCCCCUGGAUUUGGAAGCUUUUCCACAACUCCACGUUUGCCCAGGGUACAGAAUCCGACAAUCACACUAUUACAAAAAGCCAGAGAAGGGCAAUUGCCGAGAGGGGCCCAUUAUAUCGACCAAGACAGAAAACUGCCUAACGAUAGGCCACCUAUCAAAUACCCUGGUGAAGUAUUAUAUCACAUCAAAAACGAAUAUACGAGCGAAUCAGACAGCGAGAGACCGAGAAAAAUGGCGGAUUUGGCGCCGAGAAAAUUCGAAGGAAUCGGACCCACAACCAAAGACGGAAUGCCCCUCAUACUACGAUCGGAAGUGAAAGACAAGGACCAAUCUAAAUGGUACAAGAGGAUGUACGACACCAUUCAUAAACAGAAACCCCAUAGAGAUGAAUACGUCACCAUCAAGUACAAACAGAAAAGAGCACAGUAUCCUUAUACUUCUGGAUAUCUAUCGGAACCAGAACCUGGUGCCUACGACAGUGAUUUUACCGAGUACAAAUAUGCCACUCUAGAUCGUAGACGACCUCCCACAUCCCAGGAAUAUUUGAAUACUUCAACGACAAUGCCUCGAAACGUACCUGAUAAAUCAUACUCAUCAUCUGAUAUUGUAAAAAAUACUCCACCUUCGUACAAAAUACAGCCAGGAAGAAUAGAAAAUUAUAAGCCCGGACACUCUUCCAUAUCAGACAAAGAAGCCAAAAAGUGGUGGGACGAGGUCAUGGACAUUUUUGACGGGUGGUUAGACGACCAUUCGGCGUUGCCAAGUUACGAAGUUAUGUUCGCGACGGCAAUUACUCACUCACAUCUUGAACAACAAAGCAGAGUGCCAACACAAAAGCCACGGAGUUUUAUUAACCAAGCUUUAAAAGAAUCUGGCUAUGAGAGCGACUCGACGCUAGUCUUCAAACGAAAGGAAGAUACGGCCAAGCAAGUAAAUCCAAGAGAACAAAGAGAAGCGUACAAGAUAAUUCAGCAAGGCGGCGAUGUUCCCUUUCAAGGGUUAAGAAAACCUGCUCCAGAAAGACCUAAAGAGCCAGAUAUACCCCCACCACCCGCAUUGCCAACACACCUGGGAGGAGUACAGAGGCAAGAUCAAGAAUCUCCAAGGAAGUACGUCGAAAACGAAGUGACCAUCCAUUACAAAACACCGGUGCGUACCGAAAUCAAGGAGUAUGUUUCGGAGGACGAGCUGGCCCAUCGUCAAGCCGAGGCAAUGAGAAAAAUCUACGAAGAAGAAAAAAGGCGAAAACACCUGCAGGUGAACACAGAUGUUCAAGAGCUUCAAGACAUGAAAUCGAGGAGGCAUACAGACAAUUUUAUUCCGUCUCAGAAAUCUCCAAUAUCACUCAACAGAUAUGACGACUUCGAAGAACUAGCAUCUAAUACCAAAACCCGCCCAAGAUCACCUGAACCUAGAUUAGUAGCGAAAGCAUUAUACAAUUUCGUCGGACAUACAGCUAGAGAACUAACAUUUAGAAAAGGAGAUCUGAUUUAUCUUAGAAGGCAGGUCGAUAAAAAUUGGUACGAGGGUGAACUAAAUGCUAUGAUCGGACUGUUUCCAGUUAACUACGUUGAAAUUGUUCCUUACGAAGGUGCCAAAACCACACCGAGGAAAGCGCACGAAGGCCAAGCUAGAGCUAAAUAUAACUUCUUAGCUCAGACUCACUUAGAACUGUCACUAGCCAAAGGAGAGUUGGUCACCAUCACCCGAAAAGUGGAUGAUAACUGGUUUGAAGGAAAAAUUGGAGGAAGAAAAGGAAUAUUUCCAGUUUCUUACGUAGAGGUAUUAAUUGAUCCAAGUGAACCACCACCACCAAGCACGAAACCCGUGGCAUCUCCAGCAGCUCAUUCUCUUUUAUUGAAUGGAUCCUCACAAGGAAAAGAAUCCAUGGGAAGCCAUCUGUACACUCCAAACCUCCCUAAUCCUUUGACUGUACGUGAGGGUGGAUUUCAUCACGCGAAACCCGUUCAGCUAACUGGAUCCGGAACAUAUUCUACGUUACCAAAGUCUUCCAGAAAUCCUUUGGACCAAACGUUGCAUAUAGAAACGCAUUCGGAACCCAUACCAUACCGAGCUCUCUAUAAGUAUACGCCCCAAAAUGACGACGAGCUCGAACUCCUAGAGGGCGACACUGUCUACGUCCUUGAGAAAUGCGACGACGGGUGGUACGUCGGUUCUAGCGAGAGGACGGGGGCCUUCGGUACUUUCCCCGGCAACUACGUCGAAAAAAUAUAGCGUAGGAUUUUUGACUUAGAUAGAAUAUAGAUUUAACUGCUGAUCUACUACAUGUAGUACAAAAAAUCGAAGAUAAUUUUAAUUAUAUGUAUAACUACCUAGCUAACAUGGAAUCGAGAAUCUGAAAUAGAUGUUAAUUUCACGUUAGUGAUGUUAAUUUUAUAAUUAUUUUUGACAAAUAAUAAAAUAUAUUAAUUCUUGUUUUCUGGAUAUAUCUCUAGUCAUGUUAGCAUCAAUAGCAGAUUAUAUAAAUUCAACUAAAAAACGUAGCUUUAAUGACCAGCUGAUGUUGAUUGAAGUACAAACAAAGAAAUAAAAGUAUAUCUUUUAUUAAGAUCAAAUUUUCAAUACGAGAUUUUUUUUUUGCAAUAAUAUUCUGGAAAUUCUUUAUUCCUGGUUCAUUAAUAAAAUGUUCAUUAACCUAAAUUUUUUAUUAUUUAAAUUUUAUGGAUUUUAUCAAUUUUUGAAAAUCUGUGAGACGCCAUCGUGUAAGCUUGGACAUUUAUACUAAUUUAUUAUAAAUUAUUUAAAGAUUUCAACACAUUCAACCUAAAUCACACUAAUUUAAUAAAUCAAAAUAAAAAAAAUAAAAAAUAUUUUCGAUUUUUUUGCUAUUUGUUAGAUUCGCAAAUUAUUGAAAAGUAGCAGUAAGAUUUUAACUCGUUCACAAACCAAUAACAUUAGAAGAUAUUAUAUCUAACAGAUAUAAAACACCUAACGACAUUUUUUUAAACUAAAUUUGUAACAUAAAUGAGUGCCUGUAUCGUAGGAAGGUAGAUGUUACUAACUACCACUGGAAUUUUAUAAAUUUCCACAAGAAAACGCGGAAAAUUAGGCAACAAUCCGGAACAUAUAAAACUACAUAACCGAGCUAACAAUAGAGUCAUUGCCAUAAGACGUUAUUGAAGUAAUCGCGCAAAAGUUACUUGAAUUCGUCCAAAAAAAAUAUAUUACAAUAUAUUGACAGCUAUGUUUAUUCCUGGUCAAAAUAUUGUAAUUAUACUAUAUAGCCUGUAAGACUACAAUUAGCAAUAGCAAAACUAAACGAAUAUAGUCCAUAAUGAAACAUAGUUGCUAAUUUUCGUAUAAAAUUAUUUAUUAUUGUUCACUCUCGUUAAUUUUAAUUUAUAUCGAUCACCCCGUAUAGCCUUCCUAUAGCUUUAUACCAAUAAA
Sitophilus oryzae (rice weevil) is the source of this 9133-nucleotide messenger RNA. RefSeq lists its product as uncharacterized. The transcript has 24 exons. NCBI's taxonomy places the organism in Eukaryota, Metazoa, Arthropoda, Insecta, Coleoptera, Curculionidae. The record is from RefSeq and is a predicted model, not a curated record. Gene Ontology annotation, molecular function: protein binding. Bases 2 to 7960 code for a protein of 2652 amino acids.